AUGGACCAGAGUAAUGUAAUUAGUGGUGCAACAAAAGGAUCAUCUAGUGUAGCUCAUGAAAACACUAGUCUUCUUUUAGCCAGAAAAAACGUCCGUCUUUUGUUGGUUGGUCAUGACAGAACUUCACUCAUGUCCCUUAAACAGGAAUUCGUGCAACAAUUUCAUAAAGUGACGGCUUUUGAAUCACCAAAUACUGCAUUGUCGGUGUUUGAGGCAGCAAAAAACUUUUUUAAUAUUGUAAUUGCUGAUCGUUACAUGCCAGAAAUGAACAUCUUUGAGUUUGUACAUCAAAUUCACAGUCUACGCGAGGACAUUCCUAUUUUGUUGAUAGAUGAAAACCUUACAGUGGAUUCAGCGAGAGAGGCUAUUGUCAAUGGGGUGUGCUACAACUUCCGGAAACCUCUUACCCAUUAUGAUAUUGCAAGUCUAUGCCUGCACAUUCACAGGGUGACUGGUAAAUUUCCGCAACCUUUUAAUAGCAGUACGGAUGGGGAAGAAAGAAAUGACAAUCAAAGUAAUUUAAAGAGGAAAGCAAGCGAUACUGAUCCGGAAAAUAUUAAAAAAGGAAAGAAUAAGGUGGUAGAAGAUUCAGGUUCUUCAGUUGCCACCAAUAAAGAUGAUGGCUGCAACUCUAAGAAGUCACGCGUGACUUGGACUCCCCGUCUUCAGCAGAAGUUUUUGGCAGCAAUUGACAAAGCUGGAAAAGACGCUGCAGCUAAUCCGAAGGAGCUUUUAAGCAUUAUGAAUGAGCCUCACUUGACAUAUCACAAUGUUGCUAGCCAUUUGCAGAAACACAGAUUGAAGGAAAAGCACUCUGAUAAGCUGCCUAAAAGUGCUAGUCCAGUAAUGUCAACUGUGCAGCCUGCAGCACCCCUGAAGAGUUUCCCACAAGGACGAACAUCUGGAAGUAGUACUGCAAAUUUUAACUAUAUGGAAGCCCGUGGAUCUCCCCGAAUUCAGAGAUCUUGGGUUUUGGAGGAAGCUCCUAAUGUUAAGGGCAAGGGUCUUCUUGAUAAUGGGAAACAAAAGAUGGACACUUUGAACUACUACUCCUGCAACAAUUCCAGGAAUGCUAUCAUGGCCAAUAGAGGAAGAUAUGAAAUAGCUCAGGUCACUGACCAGGAUCAUGAUAAUAGCAUUGAGAAUUAUGUUGCAAAUUUCAGGGAACAAUCUGAAGUGGUUCCUAGGAGAUUCGGUCUUGGGGAAAUGGAAGUCCCUCCAGAUCAGGUACUGGAAAGCGGUCACUUGAGCAGUGGUGCAACCGACUUGAUAUCAUCAAGCAGUGGGUUGCAGACUCUGAACUGGGAACCAUCUGCAGGGGCAAUCAGUGACGUGGUAGUAGCAAGUGGUGAGCGGAGCAGUGGCUUUCAGGCCCCGAACCAAGAAAUUGCUGGUGAUACUGCAAUAGGGAUGUAUGGUCUGGAAAAUGUAGGAAAUCCAGAUAACAUGGACGGUCGCGGCUUUGGAGAAGGCACUGGUGCAAAUCAAGUGCUGGACGAUCUACCUACUGAGGAGGAAGUUAAUAAUCUGUUAGAGGAUAUUGAAGCCUAUGAUUUAUUUGAUUUGAUAAAUUAA
Daucus carota subsp. sativus is the source of this 1575-nucleotide messenger RNA. Its product is annotated as two-component response regulator ORR23. The record is from RefSeq and is a predicted model, not a curated record. The coding region runs from base 1 to 1575 and encodes 524 amino acids. Lineage: Eukaryota; Viridiplantae; Streptophyta; Magnoliopsida; Apiales; Apiaceae. Gene Ontology annotation, biological process: phosphorelay signal transduction system; cytokinin-activated signaling pathway. Gene Ontology annotation, molecular function: DNA binding. The transcript has 5 exons.